Colossoma macropomum (tambaqui) is the source of this 3585-nucleotide messenger RNA. RefSeq names its product pseudouridylate synthase 3 (gene pus3). The record is from RefSeq and is a predicted model, not a curated record. Gene Ontology annotation, molecular function: pseudouridine synthase activity; RNA binding. Gene Ontology annotation, biological process: tRNA pseudouridine synthesis; mRNA pseudouridine synthesis. Gene Ontology annotation, cellular component: cytoplasm; nucleus. Lineage: Eukaryota; Metazoa; Chordata; Actinopteri; Characiformes; Serrasalmidae.
GACGAGCAUGCCGUCGUUUUCGGAUUCACUUUAGUUUGUGUGUUCAGACAACGUGUUAUUCUCUUCGGUUAAAUGUUCUUAUGAUUUUACUAGUGGUACGAGAUCGAAGAUAGUCCAGUCCACUGUUUAUGCGUUUUAAGGUGUUUUUUCUGCUGUGCCAUGAGCCUAUCUGAGGAGGCUUUGCUGGCCCGUGUGAAGGCGCUGGAGGAAGAAGUGGAGAGACUGAAGGCUCACCUGAAGGAAAAGAGUGAUGGAGCAGUGGAGGAGAGGACCACAGUGUCCCCUGAUCCCAUUGCUGCUGAAAUAAAGAAUCAGGAGAAUGGAAGAGCCAGAAAGAAAGGAAAGAAAGCAGAGCGGGUGUUUGAUUUCUCUGUACACCCUCGGCGGCAUGUGGCGCUGCGUCUGGCCUACCUGGGAUGGAAUUACCAAGGCUUUGCUGUGCAGGAGAACACGGAGAACACAGUGGAGGCACGGCUGUUUGAGGCGCUCCUGAAGACCAGGCUGAUCCAGGACAGACAGAGCUCUAACUACCAUCGCUGCGGCCGCACAGACAAAGGAGUGAGCGCUUUCUCACAGGUAGUAUCCAUUGACCUCCGCUCGUGUCAGUACAGUGGUUUGGGUGUGACAGUUCCUGAUGGUGUUGAGCCUAAAGGUAGUGCUCCCACAGCUGAGCUCCCGUACGUAAAGAUGUUGAACAGGGUUCUGCCUCUGGAUAUCAGGGUGCUAUGCUGGGCACCAGUGCAAACUGGUUUCAGUGCACGCUUUGAUUGCCAGUACCGAACCUACCGGUACUACUUUCCCCGUGGAGACCUGGAUGUGGAGCUCAUGGCUGUGGCAGCCAGGCGGUAUGAGGGAACUCAUGACUUCAGGAACCUGUGUAAGAUGGAUGUGGGUAACGGAGUUCUGCAAUUCCAGAGGACAAUCCUGUCUGCGACCGUGAAGCCAGUUCAGCCCGGCCACCCCUCCCCUUCUGACCCCCAGCAGCUUUACCUGUUCGAGGUCAAAGGACUUGCUUUCCUCUACCACCAGGUUCGCUGUAUGAUGGCUGUACUGCUUCUGAUUGGCCAGAAGCUGGAAGCUCCAGAGAUCAUUGAUAAGCUGGUGGAUGUUGAGAACAAUCCUAGGAAGCCUCAGUACAGUAUGGCAGUGGACUACCCGCUGGUGUUGUAUGAGUGCCAUUUUGAAGGCUUGAGCUGGAACAAUGAAGAUGAAGAGGGGAGUCAUGUGCUCAGUUCCCUCAACCAGCACUGGACUCAGACUGCAGUCAAGGCCCAGGUUCUACACGGCAUGAUCCAAGGCCUGCAAAGCUCAGCUACAGACAAGGCGUCUUCUUCUAUGGAGUGCUGGCUCAUGGAGGGUUCCAGACAGCGGAACUACCGCCCCCUGCUGGAGCGUCCCACGUGUGAGAGUCUGGAGUCUCGGAUUCAACAUUUUGUGAAGAGAGGGAGGUUGGAGAGAGAAGAGGGAGAGAAUGGGGAGGAGACCACUGUCUUCAGGGGCAAGAGGUCAAAGCACUCGCACCAGGCGACCUCCUCACAACAGCAAGGCGAGGACAGUGCUGUGACCAGCAUGGAAGCCCCAUUACAACCCACACUAUAAACUUGGACUUUUUGGUAUCCCAGAACUCUAUUGGGAUGUAUAGACAUAUAAAACAUUUGGAUAUAGUCUAUUUUCAAAAAGCAUCCUUUUUCUGCAUCAUAACUGAUUUCAGUAGAGCUAUCCAUUUCUGAAGACCACUUCAUCAACAUCAUGCAGAACUCUGUUAAAGAGCGAGAUAAGCCAAAGAUUGACCCUGGCUUCCUGAGACUGUGGAGACAUUUGCCAAUGUUUUUUAAAGUGAGCUGAAUUUUUUUGUUUCCUUAUUAAUAUUGGAACGGAUGAAUAUUAGAGGACUGUAAGUUCUUUUUUUGGAAAAGUAUUUUCAGUUGCUUUGUUAGCUUGAUGUACUGUAAUUUUCUUAUUCAGCUGUAAGUUUGCUAAAAAAAAGUGCACUGACAUUAUUUGAUUCAAACUUGUACAUGUAGGUAUCACAGGAAUCAAAUGUUUUAUAUCAAUGCAAGUUGUUCUUUCAGUUUACUCAGUUUUGGCAAGAAUUGAGUUAAUAUUACAUUAUAUAAUUAUAUUAUAGAAUUAUGUAACGUAUACAAUUAUUUAUAUUAUAAUAUAGAAUUGAGGUAAUAUAAUUUGUUCAUGUGGAACCAAAGUACGGAUAUAAAUCAAGUAAAGUCAGCACAUUUUUUUCAGUGCAUUUUUGGUUUUAAAUAUGUGCUGUUAACACUCAUAGGCUUGUGAUAAGACCCCAUUCUUUUAUAAAAUUAGUAAGCUGGAUAAGCAUUUUUUUUUUUAAGAUCAUUGAACAUUUUAACCUUUUAAACUCCUUGGAACCAAAGGUCGUUCCAAAACGCACUUUGUCAUAUUCUUCAUAACUUUCAAAUGGAAAAACCAAAAUAUACCCACAAGCAUAAGAGGUUAAACUGUAACCUUAUGAGGGCUUCUUGUGUCUUGGUGGAAGCAAGAGCUGGUCUUCACUCUAUUGGCUUCCAAAUGCAUUUUAAUCAUAAGACCUGUAAAAAUAUCUAAGUCUAUUAAAAUGCAAGAAAGUGACAAAAUCCUAAAGUGAGGUUUGCAUGAUAUGAUAUCAAAGUAACGCUGACUGACCUCUUGCUCGCCUUUGUAGCAACAUGAUUCUACCAGCACUCAAUAGCAAAUCUACAGAUUUAAAACUGACAAGUAUACACUGACUGACCACUUAAUCAGGGGCACCUAACUUGUGUCUACAUUCAUUGUAUGUACACUAAUUUUAUCAUUCGUACUACUAGAUACUAUAAGUGCACUUUGUAAUUCAGCGAUUACAGAUCUGUGUCCCUGCAGAGUUUGUUAGCCAUUCUUUAUCUUAUUCAUCAAUGGACAGGACCCUCAUAGGACUGUUGAACAGGUAUAUUAUCAGUGUCUCUGCUGGGCUGAGAGGUAUAAUUCACCAACCUACAGUGUCCUGUGGCCAGAAAUUGAACACUGAUGAAGGACUAGAGGAUGACCAAGGAAGCUAUUAGCUGCCUUCUCUUACUUUACAUCUACAAGGCAGAGUUAAGCGGACACAGUGUUUAAAAAGUCCAGGAGCACUGUUCUGGCUGAUCCACUUGUACCAGUGCAACACACACUAACACAUCACCAUUGUCAGUGUCACUGCAGUGCUGAGAAUGACCCACCACCCAAAUAAUACCUACUCUGUGGUGGUCCUGUGAAGGUCCUGACCAUUGCUUAACAAGGUAAAGAGGGGGCUAACAAAUCAUGCAGAGGAACAGAUGGACCACAGACUAAUUGCAGAACUACAAAACUGCACCUAUAUAAUAAGUGGACCAGAUAAAAUAAACACUGGCCCUUAUUCUCCGAAGUUAAAAAUAAAAGGAGUGCAUAUUUGACUGCUUGUAAUGAGGUAUGAACCACUUUGAGUCUGACUCACGACACUUAUGUAGGACGUGCGCAGAUUCGAGCACAAUCAGCUUCAGUGCGUGAAAUCAAGCCUACCAGCACCUCAUUUACAUAUCAUUUACAUGAAGCACACCCUAAACCAUACAGAGCCAAUAA